This is a messenger RNA of Pezoporus flaviventris, 258 nucleotides long. RefSeq names its product calretinin-like. Gene Ontology annotation, biological process: regulation of long-term synaptic potentiation; regulation of presynaptic cytosolic calcium ion concentration. Lineage: Eukaryota; Metazoa; Chordata; Aves; Psittaciformes; Psittacidae. The transcript has 3 exons. Bases 19 to 258 code for a protein of 79 amino acids. Gene Ontology annotation, molecular function: calcium ion binding. The record is from RefSeq and is a predicted model, not a curated record. Gene Ontology annotation, cellular component: cytosol; synapse; terminal bouton.
CAUGCUGCUUCUCAGGGGAUGAAGCUGUCCUCGGAGGAGUUCAAUGCCAUCUUCACCUUCUAUGACAAGGAUGGAAGCGGCUUCAUUGAUGAGAAUGAGCUGGACAUACUGUUGAAAGACCUGUAUAAGAAGAAUAAGAAAGAGAUGAGCAUCCAGCAGCUCACCAACUACAGGAAGAGCAUCAUGAACCUGUCCAAUGAGGGAAAGCUCUACCACAAGGAAAUGGAGAUUGUGCUCUGUAGUGAGCCUCUCAUGUAG